This is a messenger RNA of Penicillium digitatum Pd1, 786 nucleotides long. Lineage: Eukaryota; Fungi; Ascomycota; Eurotiomycetes; Eurotiales; Aspergillaceae. The record is from RefSeq and is a predicted model, not a curated record.
AUGGCCAAAGCCGAGUCCGAUCUCAGAUCCAUCCUCGAUGGUGGCUUCGAUCCUCGGGAGUUCCCCUGGUACGAGCCAGAGUUGACCGAGAUUCCUGAGCCAGCAAAGACUCUUCUCGAAAAUUAUAGCAAAAUCCAGCCCGGACAGGAGGUGGAACAUGUGAAGAAAGUGUCCCCGCUCUACCCGGAAAUCCUUGAUAGACUCAAGUCCGGCCAAAAGUUGCUUGAUGUCGGAUGUGCAGUCGGGCAAGAGCUACGUCAGCUGGUCUUCGAUGGGGUCCCCUCUGGGAACCUCUAUGCCUCGGACCUGCGCCAGGACUUCUACGACAUUGGGUAUGAUCUUUUCAACGACCACGAUCAUCUGAAAGCCCAGUUUAUUGUAGCAGACAUAUUCGACGACAACUCUGACCUUGUGAAACACUUGACCCACAAGAUUGAUAUAGUGAACGCCGCUUCCUUCUUCCAUCUUUUUAACUGGAGUCAGCAGAUCCUAGUUGCCAAGCAGCUCGUCGGGUUACUUCAGGAGAAACCUGGAUCACUUUUAAUCGGGCGGCAGAUUGGUCUAGUGAAUCCUCCACCUCCGGAAAACCAGGAGGCCGCUGGAAAACACUAUCGACACGACCCUGCCACGUGGAAGAAAUUAUGGGAGCAGGUGGGUGCCGAAACAGGGACGAAAUGGGACGUUGAGACUCGGAUAGAGAAGUGGGCUGGGACAGAUAAGACAAUGAAAGACUACCAUGAGGGGAUGGACACUUUUAAGCUGAGAUUUAGUGUUCGGAAGUUGUGA